Molecule: messenger RNA, 7382 nt
Organism: Mauremys reevesii (Reeves's turtle)
Lineage: Eukaryota; Metazoa; Chordata; Testudines; Geoemydidae
Gene: BRCA1
Product: BRCA1 DNA repair associated
Exons: 25
Coding region: 550-6255 (1901 amino acids)
Biological process (GO): negative regulation of fatty acid biosynthetic process; double-strand break repair via homologous recombination; dosage compensation by inactivation of X chromosome
Cellular component (GO): BRCA1-A complex; BRCA1-BARD1 complex; nucleus
Molecular function (GO): ubiquitin-protein transferase activity; zinc ion binding; DNA binding
Source: RefSeq, a predicted model, not a curated record
CGCUUUCCGCCCGUGACGGAAUAAACAAGCCCAAUGGUCACAUGGGGCAGCACAGCCAAUCAGGUGUUCUACCCUGUGACUCUCACUUCCGGGUGCGCGAACAGUCAUGUGGCUGUGGGGAGCCAAUACGGAGAAACUCUUCUCCCCAUGUGACGCGAGCUCGGAUAUUUGAUUGGCUGCUUGGGUGCGGUGGUUUCCUAGGUGAUGGAAAGGGCGCGAAAAACCUUCAGAUCGAGCGAGGCGCUGGGAGAUGUAAAUUUAAGACAUUGCUGCCCCCACCUGUCUGAGCUUCAGAACUGAGUCUAUGCAAUAAUCCCUUUCAAGUGAAAAGUCUCAUACCUGGAAACUGCCAUCCUUGAAUAAGGUGGCACAGAGCAUCCUUUUGGUUCAAAAUCUAUGUUUUCCAGAUUCUAAGUCUACUAUGUCAGCCAAGAGGGUACAAGAUUUCUCAUUCUGCAGACGUAUGAUGUGCAUUGCCACUUGCUCAGCUACAGACAUAUACUGGAAUCAUCAGCAAACAGCAAUAAAAAUUGUGUUUGGAAUUGAGGAAUGGAGUCGUCUGUGGCUGCCAUUGGAGAUGUGCAAAGUGUGCUUUUGGCUAUGCAGAAGAACUUGGAGUGCCCAAUAUGUUUGGAGUUGAUAAAAGAGCCAGUCUCAACAAAAUGUGACCAUAUAUUCUGCAGAUUCUGUAUGUUUAAACUUCUCAGCAAAAAGAAAAAAGGCCCAGCUCAGUGUCCACUGUGUAAGACUGAGGUUACCAAAAGAAGUCUUCAGGAAAAUCCAAGAUUUAAGCAGCUAAUUGAAGGACUACUGGAAACUAUCCAUGCUUUUGAACUUGACACUGGAAUCAAGUUUUUAAACAGUCAGGAUUUUUCUAAAAAACCUGUAGAAACCAGUUCUACUGAGCUCCUGUGGAAGGAAGAUUCCAUUAUCCAAAGUAAAGGCUACAGAAACAGACAAAAAAGAAUUCAAGAACAAGAAAAUCCAACAUUGGAAGCUAAUGCUGGUGCCCAGGCUGCAGACAACAUGGUCAGGAGGAGUUCCCUCAGAAACAAAAGGCAGAAAUGUGCAUCUGGUAAAGCAGUGUACAUCGAAUUUGGAUCUGAUUCUUCUGACGAUCUUUUUAAAAAAGCAGGUGGUGGUGGAAUGGGAGACAAAGAAUUAUUUCAGACACCACCUCAAAAAGGAGAGUGUGAGGAAGAACUAAAGUAUGCUGAGAAGGAAAGUGAAAGUCCAUACAACAUAUGGCCUAUCAAGUCAAAUGCAGGAGAAAUACUCUUGUCAGAUAUCUUAGGUGAAUGUGGUGUCUCAGAGGAAGACAGCAAAGGCACUUGGAACGGCAUCGAAGAUUUAGAGGCUGCUCAAGUGAAUGUGGCUGAGGGUCAUUUAAAGGAGAGCCAGGGCAUUUCUGCUUCAAACUCACAGGCAGAGCAGUGUGACAGAACAGCCAACACCAGCUCUUUACUGAAUGAGGACACAAGUUUAUUCCACAGUGCAGAAGAAAUGGAUGCUGAGGAAACUCCAUUCAGUAGUAAAAACAAAGAGUCUGGUUUAGCACACAGCUCAGAAAACCAAUUAGAUAAAAGCAAGAAGACAGGUAUUGGUGUCCAGCAUACUGAAGCUGUAGAAACAUGUCAACCUGAGAGUAACGCCCUGCAUGAAAGGGAACCUGCUUUGGAAAGCCUGUUGCAACCUAAGACUCUUCACAGCAAUCCUUUGAGUCAAGUUUCUGGGAAAAGACUGAAGAGAAGCAUUCAAAAGGUCAACGAGUGGUUUUCUAAAAGCAAUGAGAUGCUGUCUUCUAGUUCCUCCCAGGAUGCUCCUGCUGGGGCAGCUGACACAGAAGAUGACGAUUCAUAUUUAUCAGAUAGAGAGUCCUGUAUUUCAGAGAAGACUGACCUGAUGGUAAACUGCACGGAAGUUGUGAUGGGAUGUGAAAAUGAUAGGAGUUUGUCAAAAUCAAUUGUGCAUAAUAUUGAAGAUAAAAUAUUUGGGAAAACUUAUAAAAGAGAGAGGAAGUCAAACUCCCUAGUCCACACGAGAGAGAUGCCACGGAGUCCAAAAGUGGAAGAUGUUACUACUGAUGUGAAACCCUCAAGUAAUUCCGGAACAAGUAAAUUAAAACGGAAAAGAAAGACUGCCUCUGAUCUGCAACCUGUGGACUUCAUCAAGAAGAGAGACGAAAAGGAUCUAAAGAAGCACUCUGAGGGUGUUAAUCAGUGCCUUGUUGGUAGAAAUACUGGAAGGAAAAAAGGUGGUAAAGGUUCCACUGUUGUUAAUGGGAGUCCCAUGGGUGUGAAAAAUGGGGACAAUAUACCAGCAGAACUUCCCCUCCAAGAGGGGAAAUCCAUAUUGAAAAAUGAUACUGAGAAAGUAACUUGCAACAGCACUGAUAGAGAGCCAGCACAGAAUACCUGUGACCGAAAGAGUACUAAAAAAAUGAGAAGCUCACAAACAAAAAGAAGCAGACAUUCGGGUAGGCCUGUGUGUUCUCUACAGCUGGUAGUGCAUAGAAACUCAAGUUGCCCUGAUCAGACUGAGAUGCAGAUUGAUAGUUACCCAAGCAGUGAAGAGCCAAGAGAAGUUGAUUCAGAAAAAAGAGUCAGACGCAGCAGGAGGCUUCAGUUACUGACUGAAAAAAUGACACAAGAAACCAGGAGAAGAGGUGAGCCAAAUGAGAGAGCAAGAAAGCAUGCCAGUGAAAGCAAAGAUUCCUCCUCUGGGUUACAGAGGAAUGUGUUGGUCCAUGUUCCUGAAUGCAAAGACCCUGAUGAGCAGCAGGAUGUACUGAACUAUAGCAUACCUCUGUCAGACACUGAUCUGAAGGGCAAUGACUUGCAAGCAGAUAAAACACACCCUAAUCCUGAAAAUUGUUCUGACGGUAUGCAAACUGGAAAGGGCCUCUUCUAUGUCAAAAUAUCAGUGGAGGAUUUAAAUGCUUGUUCUGUUAUGCCUGAUACAGAUUCUCAAGUUUGUGAAAAUCAAGGCAGCCAGUCACUCCCGCAGCCUCAUUCCACAAAUGUGGAUCAAGCUGCCUGGCCAGUGCAGAAUUUGUCUGAGAAUAAUCAGUGUGCGACAAUUGAGCCCCAGAAGAAAGAGUCGUGUGCGGGUUCACCCAAGACCAAUAGACAUUGCACAGAAAAUGACUUGGAAAGGUUCAGAAACCCAAAGUCACCUGAAGCUAAAAUCAUUUCAGAGUUGAACACAGAAACUGAAGACAGUGAGCUAGAUACACAGUACCUCCGAAAUAUGUUCAGACAUUCAAAAAGACUAUCAUUUACCCUUCAUCCUAGUCCAGUGAAGGAAUCAGUGACAGAAAGCACUGCUUCUGAAACUCUAAGGAAAUCAAGUGCUAGCUGUGUAGAAUAUAGGCAUAACAAUAGAGACUUAAAAAAUGAACCUACGUAUGUUAAAAAAACAGUGGGUCUGGAUGAGGUUUGUGAGAGAGAAGAGCCUAAAACAUCUGACUGUGGUAAAGGUAUUUCUGGGCAUAGGCCAGGAACUCACUUUUCCAGGGUCACUGAAUAUGGACACGUUGGUGAUGAUGGCGAGACUAUUUCACAACUUCCAGAUCAAGUGCAGUUAUUCUCACCACCAAGAGCAGCCACAGCCAAGAGUAGGGGCAGACUGCAAAAACGAAGACAACCAAAGGAAAAGAGAAUUUCACCUGAAAUGGUGGUAGAAAGUCAAUUAAGUCAGAACCUAAACAAAAGUAAUGGAAGCCUAGGUGACCGGAGUAAUAUAGAAGAGCAAAUUUUCCAAAUAACUGAUUUAAGCACAAUGAAUGAAACAGAAAGCAAUCCAGGAGUAAAAGCUGAAGAAGCUGAAAACAAAGGGCCGGUAUUAAAUUUACAGCCUAAGCCAGUCCUGAGAUUUCCUGUAGUUUGUCAACAAAGCCCUGCUGAAUUUAGCUGCAAAGUAAUUGAAAAGAACGGUUAUGAAGGGGAGUGCAAACAAGUAAAGAGUGAUAAAGAACAAGUAUCCCAAAUUGCCAGUGUAGGUGUGCCUGAGUGCUUAAUUUCAGAGGAGGCUCUGGAACAACCCACUGAAGAUACUAGUGGUUUUCCAUUGCUGUCAGAGACCCCUGAUGGCUUAUUGUGCUCUGCUGGUGACAUUAAAGAGAACAUAAGCAUUUGUGAAAUAGAUAGGAAAGAAAUUUCUGCUGUAUUUGUUAAAAAGGGUCAGGAUACCUCAUUAAGAGAACUGGACAGUGGCAGCAGUAGUUCUAAGUCUAGGUCUCAAAACUUUGUUCGGGAACCCAGAAGACCGGCCUGGAAAUUGCAGUCCUCUGAGGAGGAUUCUAGUGAAGAUGAAGAACUACCGUGCUUUCAGGCAUUAAUAUUUGGCAAAUCAGCAAGCACACCAUUGCAGCCUACAGAACAGAUCAUGUCUAUGGUAGAGUCUUCAUCCCCGGCAGAGAUUCUAGCAUUGCUGAACAGUAGCAGUGGCAAUAAUAAAGCUGUACAGAAAACACCUGGAGUCAUCUUGAGAGAUACGUGUGUUUCUCCAAGCCAAGAGUCAGAAUGCUCAGUUAACUUAUUUUCUUCCCAGUCCAACAUAUCCGAAGAUUCAACCAAUAGACCACAAGAGUUGAAGAAGCCCAUAACAUUAGCUCCUUGUUCCAAAGAAAUGAGCAGUUUGAAUGUAAGCAGAGAAGCUACUCCAAAUGGUAAUGAAGAGCUGACAGGAAGAAAAACUGAUUUGGAAGGCGGACACCAACGAGACCAGAAUGUGCCACCAAAUUUAGGUGAAGCAUCCGGAUAUGACAGUGAAGCCAGUCACCCAGGAGAUUCUUCUGGGCUGUCCUCCCAAUGUGAGAUCCUUACCACGCAGCAGAAGGAUGCCAUGCAAAACAACUUAAAAAAACUUCAACAGGAAAUGGCCGUGCUUGAGGCUGUGCUGGAAGAGCAUGGAAGCCAGGGCUUUGAAUUUCCACCCCCAGCCAGUGAACCGCCUAAUUCCAGAGUGGAAGGGACACUCACAGUGGGACAGAUGAGACCAGCUAGAGGAACAGCAUUAAUUUCAGAAGUAAAUCUUGAAAAUCACAAAAUCAGCAGUUCAAAGGGACUUUCAGCUGAUGGGUUCCAUGUAAUGCCAAGUGAUCAUUCCAACACAAAGAAUAAAGAGCUAGAAAAAGAAGGUUCUAGCUCGCCUGCUUUACACCUUUCCCAUCCUAAAUCCCAUCUAUUAAAAAAAGAAGCUCUGGAGCAAGGCCACUGGUGCCCGAGCCUUUGGAAAGCCAAAACUCACUCCCAGGAGGGAACAUUUCAGCGGGUUGAUGUGGCAGUGCUGUUGGAACAAGAGGCAGUGAAACAAUGUAAUCAGUAUAGAAUUGAACCAGAAAAUGCAGCUGAGCAGGAAUUUGGAACAAAGAUAAACAGUGCAGCUGUUCCGUGUGGGAAUGAGAGGAGGACUCCAAACAGCUCUCCCUUGAAAUUUUCUGAAAGACUUACCCACUGUCAAACUGCAGAAUCAACGAAUAGUGUAGCUGUAUCGUGGAAUGUUGUUAAUGGGAAGAGUAAUCAGGGAUGUAAGCAGGAGAGAAGGGCAUUUUCCUCUGCAUCUGCUCUGCACACUGGAGUUGUAAAAGAAAAUGCCAAAAGCCCAGUUGUGACUUGUAGAAGACAAAUGUCAAUUGUGGCAUCAGGUCUGAACCAGAGUGAGCUUUUACUGGUGCAGAAGUUUGCCAGGAAAACCCAGAGCACUUUAUCUAAUCAAAUUACUGAAGGAACAACCCAUGUCAUAAUGAAAACAGAUAUGGAGCUAGUGUGUGAGCGGACACUGAAGUACUUUCUGGGCAUUGCGGGAAGAAAAUGGGUAGUUAGCUAUGAAUGGAUUGUUCAGUCUUUUAAGGAAGGAAGGAUACUUGAUGAGUACAACUUUGAAGUGAGAGGAGACGUGAUCAAUGGGAGAAACCACCAAGGCCCCAAGAGAGCUAGACGAUCCCAGGCUGGAAAGCUCUUCAAAGACUUUGAGAUCUGUUGCUAUGGACCUUUCACCGAUAUGCGCACAGGUGAUCUAGAAUGGAUGGCGGAGCUUUGUGGCGCCUCAGUGGUGAAGCAGCCUCAUCUGUUCACACACAAAGCUAACUCUACUGCUGUAAUAGUUGUACAGCCUGAUGCUUGGCUCGAAAACUCAGGGUACAGAGCAAUCCAACAGAAGUGUACUGCCGUGGUGACCCGAGAGUGGGUUUUAGACAGCGUUGCAUGCUAUGAGUGUCAGGAGUUUGAUACCUACCUUGUCUCCCAGUCAUGAUGGUGCUGCUGCUCUUCUGUUCCCAUUGCUCAGAAAUCCUUAUCAGUGCAGGCACUUAAGGACCAGGUAUUUUUAGAAUAUCUUGUACACCAUUUGUCAUUAAUAAGCAAUGUUGUUUCAAGACAAAUUAUCCAAAGUUUUACUUCAAUCAGCACAAAAAUAUUUAAUUCUGCCUUUGCCCUAUAAAAGUUGCAUAACUGCUACUGUUUCAAGACUGUAAAACUUCUUGCUCAAAGUAGCCCUAUAAAAUGUAUGUAGUGAAUCAAACACAUUUGUCACCUAUCAGGGAUUUAAAGCCCGACCUCCAAAGAGAAACACUGAUGCAUUAUUUACCACCCCAGCCAGGUCCUGACUAUUUACUCCAGGAUGUUUUGGAAACAUAACUAUUUACAAGAGUUAUAUGGAGCUUGGGGCUUGAAUUAACUCAGCAGUGCAAGUGCCAUUUAUCUCCCUGAUUUUUGCUUACAUAAAUACCCACUGUAUAGUGCUUAUGCCAACACAUUGAAAUAUAAUAGUUUUGGGAUCAAUGGUACAUCAACUCAUUUUUUUCUGGACCAUGGAAAAAGCUGUUUAGAAAAUAGUACAAACAGCUCUUUUGUUGUUAGUUGGCACUUAACACAAUUUUUCUAUCCUAAAAACUUAUCUGCAAGAAAGAGCCUAAAAAAAGAAGCCAACUUAACCAACAGUCACUAACAAGUUAAAGUAAAUCAGUCCUUAACCUCUAUUAGUGAUUGCUUUGUGAUAAUUUUAGUUCUAUAUGAGAGUAUUUAUAGCAUCCUGAUGUAGUUGUGAACAAGAUGUAUUGUCACAUCCCUGCUACCUAUAAAGCCCUAAAAAACUCUUUGAUCCUAAUACUUCAUGCCUGCAAAAUGAGAGGUCACAAGUAGAAAGAACAUAUUGCUUUUGCCUGUUGCCAAGGAAUCCACCUUCAUAAAUAAUAUUGUACUUUCAGAGCAGAGAAACUGUUUUCAUAGUUAUAUUUUUAAAAAAUUGUUUAUAGUACAGUUCAAAGAAUUGUUUGAUACAAUGACCUGCAGUAGGCUGGUCUAGAAUAUUUGUAUAAAGUAUAUUUGUAAAUGUUAGAAUAUUCAAAGCAAAUAAAUGUGACUGGCAAGUAUUUUCCUUAA